UCCCUUUGUUGUGCACCUCUCUCUUCUCUUUGCAGCCUGCGAAGAGAGAUAGAGAGAAACAAAAGGCUCUCUCUCCUCUCCUCUCCUCUCCGUAAACGCAAAAAAGGAUCCAAAUCUUCGAUCCCCUUUUUCUCUUCAUAAUUCCCGAAUCCUCCAUCUUAUAUAUAUAUAUAUAUAUAUAUUAUCUUCCUGUUUUUUCUGCCGAUCCGACGGCCGCCGAUUAUCUCUCUCCGUGAAAUAUUGCGUUAUGCCGGAAGAUCAUACGGUGAUAAGCUUGAGACCAGGUGGCGUUGCUGGUACCCGAGGCAGCAGAUUCGCUUUCGGUCUUGGUUUCACUCCUUCGUCUGAUUCAUUGCCUCUGCGCUCCCAUGGGGGUUUCAAGGUGGGGGACUUGCGGUUUGAAGGUCGUGAGUGCAUUCAGUAUACACGAGACCAGCUGUUGCAACUUAGGGAGGUUGCUGAUGUAUCCGAGGAUAUUUUAAAGAUCAGACAAGUUAUUGAGGCCGAGUUCGGUGAAGAUAAAAGCUGGGUUCAUGGAGAUGGCAAUCUGCAGUCUCAAUCCCAAAGUCGUCAUUUUGAGCCAGACAAUCGUGAUUGGCGUGGUCGGUCUGCACAUUUGCCUGCAUCUGGAGAGGAGAGAUCAUGGGAAGCUCUUCGAGAAAAUCAGGAAUUCUCUGGUAGAUUCGAAUCCAGACCUCAUGAAGCAAACCUCCGUCUGGACCAUCUGAACUCUCAGUUUGCAGGGGCUCAAAUCUCUUCAAAUACAGGGGUGGGACCUGCCCGUGUUCUUAUCAAGGCUGAAGUGCCAUGGUCAGUACGGAGAGGGAAUUUAUCUGAGAAUGAACGUGUCUUGAAGACUGUGAAAGGUAUACUGAACAAAUUGACCCCAGAGAAGUUUGAUGUUCUCAAGGGCCAACUGAUCGAUUCUGGAAUCACAACACCUGAUAUUUUGAAGGGUGUGAUCUCACUGAUUUUUGAGAAAGCUGUGCUGGAGCCAACAUUUUGUCCCAUGUAUGCUCUUCUUUGCUCUGACCUGAACGAGAAGCUUCCUCCUUUUCCAUCUGAUGAACCUGGUGGGAAAGAAAUUACGUUUAAGCGAAUUCUCCUGAAUAAUUGCCAGGAGGCAUUUGAAGGUGCUGACAAUCUGAGGGCAGAAAUUAGGCAGAUGAUUGCCCCUGGUCAAGAAUUGGAACGCAGGGAUAAAGAAAGAAUGGUCAAACUGAGAACGCUUGGAAACAUCCGUCUUAUUGGAGAACUUCUUAAGCAAAAGAUGGUACCUGAAAAGAUUGUCCACCACAUUGUUCAGGAGCUUCUGGGACCUGAUCCUAAAUCUUGCCCAGAUGAGGAAAAUGUGGAGGCAAUAUGUCAAUUCUUUAAUACUAUUGGUAAGCAGCUAGAUGAGAGCCCAAAAUCUCGGCGAGUCAAUGAUGUUUAUUUCAGCAGGCUAAAGGAAUUGACAGCAAACACCCAACUCGCACCACGGUUAAGGUUUAUGGUCCGUGAUGUUCUUGAGCUGCGGGCCAACAACUGGGUCCCUAGACGCGAAGAGGUGAAAGCGAAGACCAUCACCGAAAUCCAUUCAGAAGCAGAGAAAAAUCUGGGUUUACGUCCGGGUGCAACUGCAAACAUGAGAAAUGGUCGUAACAUGGGGGCACUUGGGGGUACUGUGCCUGCUGGUGGCUUUCCUGGCUCUGGGGGAAUGAUGCCUGGUAUGCCUGGUAUGAGGAAGAUGCCUGGGAUGCCAGGACUUGAUACUGACAAUUGGGAGGUUCCUAGACCUCGAUCAGUGGCGAGGGCUGAUGGUUCAGGUCGUAGUCAAUCUGCUAGACAUCUCCAGUCACCUUUGAUUGGCAAAUCUACACCCCUCAAUUCAAAAUUGUUACCCCAAGGCAGUGGUGGUUUCAUAACUGGAAAGACCAGUGCUUUGUUGCAGGGAAGUGGUGGACCUCUUAAAAAACCUUCUGGCUUUGUUUCAGGAGUUGAACCCAUAAAUGAAAACCCCAAGUCUGUUGCUCCUGCACCGUCUGUUGCUCCUGCACCACUUGCAAGUCCUCCUGAUAAGCCGCAGGCUGCUGCGACAAAAUUGAACCCUGCAGAUCUUCGAAGAAAAACUAUUUCCCUUCUGGAGGAGUAUUUUGGCGUUCGGAUUCUCGAUGAAGCAUUGCAAUGUGUAGAGGAGCUGAAUUCUCCGUCUUAUCACCCUGAGGUCGCCAAGGAAGCCAUUGCCCUAGCACUGGAAAAGAUCCCACCUAAUGUAGAACCGGUUACAAAACUUCUGGAGUUCCUGUUGAAUAAAAAAGUUUUGACAGCCAGAGAUAUAGGUACUGGAUGUCUUCUCUAUGGGUCGAUGUUAGAUGAUAUUGGGAUUGAUUUGCCAAAAGCACCGAAUAACUUUGGUGAGGUAAUUGGAAAAUUGAUCUUGGUUGGGGGUGUGGACUUUAAGGUGGUGACAGAAGUUUUGAAGAAAGUGGAAGAUGAUAGGUUCCGAACAGCUAUUUUUGAUGCUGCUAUGACGAGCAUCAAUUCUAGCCCCUCCGCACAAGGGGUUUUGGCAGCACAUGGAGCUGAUAUCCAGACUUGUAAAACUUUGCUCUCUUGAUUCAAGGGGAAUGUUGCCCCAGUCUAUCAUUGAAACUGGUCUUCAUGUUCUGCAACUGGGAGAGCUCAAACAAUGGUGGUUAUCUUUUCCUUUCAUACUUCCCAUCCAAUUUUUCUUCCGUUACAAUUUGUGAUCAGAGAACCUGAUAGCGGUCUAUAAUUUUAUUGAGUUGUAUAUUUUUCGAGAUCUUUUAUGGAUUUGUUUAUGAGGAUUUAACAAAAUGCCAUCGGUAUCUCGUCUCGUGUUCAGGCUAAUAUUUUCCCGGGAAUUUUAAGGUGAAAAGGCUCCUUUACAUAAUCCAGUUGUUACAUUAAAUUUUGAAUUCACGUGUAUUGUUUAAUUUUUAUGCUAUCCUAUUGGUACACCAUCAUUCUAUUUUCACUUCU
Messenger RNA from Cornus florida, 2985 nucleotides. RefSeq names its product eukaryotic translation initiation factor-like. The coding region runs from base 248 to 2599 and encodes 783 amino acids. The record is from RefSeq and is a predicted model, not a curated record. NCBI's taxonomy places the organism in Eukaryota, Viridiplantae, Streptophyta, Magnoliopsida, Cornales, Cornaceae. Gene Ontology annotation, cellular component: eukaryotic translation initiation factor 4F complex. The transcript has 9 exons. Gene Ontology annotation, molecular function: translation initiation factor activity; protein binding; mRNA binding.